Messenger RNA from Glycine soja, 1758 nucleotides. Its product is annotated as glycosyltransferase family 92 protein At1g27200. The record is from RefSeq and is a predicted model, not a curated record. The coding region runs from base 1 to 1758 and encodes 585 amino acids. The transcript has a single exon. NCBI's taxonomy places the organism in Eukaryota, Viridiplantae, Streptophyta, Magnoliopsida, Fabales, Fabaceae.
AUGCGACGGAGACCGCGCACCUCCUUCCUCGUCUCCUUACUCUCCAUUCUCACCUUCGCUUCAUUUUCCCUUUACCUCUCUCGCAAUGCCAUUUCCACUUGGCGCCCCUACUCCGACCUCAGAAAAUUAAACGCCGUCACCAACCACCUCGUCCUUCACAACAGAAACAAAAACAACAUCUUCAACAACCAAUUCUCACGCCAAACACGGCGGGUGUCCUCCAUCAAGGACACCUUAUUAUCCACCGUCUCCGUUCUCAUCCCCGACUGGGAGAUUCUCGUCAUCGUCGCGCCAAACACGCCCUUAUCCUCCUCCGACACACCCCACUGCCUCUUCCCCAACAAUGCCAGCUCUCCGGCCAAAUUCUCCGGCGUCCUCCCCUUCACCAACCGCACCACCUUCAAGUGCGACCUCCCGGAGCCGGUUCGCCGCCGCCGCAUGUUCUCCCAGCCCAUGCUCGUGACAUCACCAACCUCGGAGACCGAGUUCCCGUCGCCGGCACCGGAGCUCCUGAAGUGGAACUUUCUCGUGUACGAGUCCUUCUCCACGGAAAACGACGUCGUCGUGUUCGCCAAAGGGGUCAACCAUCGCAACGGAGACAACCGCUCCCCGGAGGAACUCCGUUGCGUGUUUGACCUCGGUAGCGGCGUCCUUAACGUCGCCGUUACGAGCUCCGUCCAAGAAGUGUUCCGUUGCCCUCACCCAGAUCCAUCCGAAUUAGAUUUCGAUUCUCAUUAUGGCUUACCCAAUAGAAUCGGAAUCUCCCUUGAGAUCGUUUCAGAAAACACCGUCGUCCCCUCGGUCGCAUAUUACAUUCCCAAGCCCGGGCUCAAGCCCAAGCUCAUGACGAAUGAUCUAUCCGUACAAGCCCGGCCCAAAUAUUUCUUAUGCGCAUGCACGAUGGUUUACAACGUGGCAAAAGUCUUACGGGAAUGGGUUAUGUAUCAUGCCAAAGUCGGCGUGGAGAAUUUCAUAUUGUAUGAUAAUGCAAGUGAUGAUGAUUUGUAUGCCGUGAUCGACGAGCUUCGAAAACAAGGUUACAACAUUAGCACGUUGUUUUGGAUUUGGCCUAAGACACAAGAAGCUGGAUUCUCCCACAGUGUUGUGUACUCCAAAUCGAAAGAACUGUGCAGUUGGAUUAUGUACGUGGACGUUGACGAGUUCGUGUUUUCUCCCUCAUGGGGACAUGAAACUGAAAAUAGUGUUGUUGUUCCUUCGUUGAAAAAGUUAUUGGCGAGGGAAAUAAUAAAGGGGGGGACUAGGGUGGGACAAGUUUCGAUGAGGUGCAUGGAAUUCGGGCCUUCGGGGCAACGGCGGCACCCGGAGGAAGGAGUGACGCAGGGGUACACGUGUCGUAGGAGGGGGGAACAGAGGCACAAGUCAAUGGUGUUGGUGGAGGCGGUGGACCCCAGUUUGAGGAACGUGAUACAUCAUUUUCAAGUGAAUGAAAGGAAAGGGUUCAUGUCGAAGCAGGUGAGUGUGGAGGAAGGGUUGGUGAAUCACUACAAGUACCAGGCGUGGGAUGAGUUCAAGAGUAAGUUCCGAAGGAGGGUGUCUGCGUAUGUUGUGGAUUGGAAGCAGGAAAUUAACCCUAAUUCUAAGGAUAGGACUCCUGGCUUGGGCUUCCAAGCAAUAGAACCCAAGGAUUGGACCCAUAGGUUCUGCGAGGUUAGAGACCAGAGGUUGAAAUCCUUGACCCGUGCUUGGUUUCGCUCCGUCACGUCCAACGGCUACAGAAUGGCUUGGCAAACAAAUUGA